This is a messenger RNA of Macrosteles quadrilineatus (aster leafhopper), 1930 nucleotides long. Its product is annotated as putative golgin subfamily A member 6-like protein 3. The transcript has 8 exons. The record is from RefSeq and is a predicted model, not a curated record. Gene Ontology annotation, biological process: neuron projection development; regulation of microtubule polymerization or depolymerization; microtubule depolymerization. The coding region runs from base 183 to 1076 and encodes 297 amino acids. Gene Ontology annotation, cellular component: neuron projection; cytoplasm. Gene Ontology annotation, molecular function: tubulin binding. NCBI's taxonomy places the organism in Eukaryota, Metazoa, Arthropoda, Insecta, Hemiptera, Cicadellidae.
GGUAAUAUAAACACGAUUUGACAAAGAACGUUUUCGUUUUCGCAUUGCUCUGCUCUCUGUGGGAAUCGUGAAGUUUAAAGUUUUAAGUUUCGUGCAACCACAAGUGAACUACUAUCUGCUUUUUCUGUCUAGAAACCUGGAAUUUGAUUUCUUGGUGGUGAAUUGUAUCAUCUGCAUCCAACAUGAGUGACACUGUCAAUGAAGUUGAAGCGACCGAGAUCCGCUGCCAGGAGAAGUCCAAGGGUGGACUGAAGUACGAUGUGAUUCUAGCAGACCCGGCUGGUACUCCUCCUCCUCCCAAACGCAACACCUCGCCCACCCGCACCAAGUCUGUGGACAACAUUGAGGAGAAACUGAAGGCGGCCGAGGAGAGGAGACUGUCCUUGGAAGCUAGCAAAAUUUCAACCAUCGCAGCCAAGCUGUCCAAGAUAGAGGAGGCUUCGAAGAAGAAGGAAGAACAAAUCAAUGAAUUCAUCACGCAAACAAAAGAGGCUCUGGACCAGAAAAUGGAAACAUACUCGGAGAAGAGAGAAGCACACAUUAGUGACAUGAAAUCCAAGUUAAAGGACCAUCUGGAGUCUGUAGAGAAAGCUCGUCAGAACUUGGAGCAGCAAACUCUGGAAGUCAAGAAGGAAGUUGAGGAGAAGUUAAAACACGCAGCUGACCAGAGGGAUGAAGUGAUCAAGAAGAUGAUGGACAGGCUCAAGGAUCAUGAAGAGCAAGUGAAGAAGGUAAAAGCCUCCAAUCAGGAGAAGAUCUGCAUGUUGGAGUCACAGAUACAGUCCAAACUGAAGGAGGCUGAGGAGCGACGACUCACUAAGGAGAAGGAACAACUGGAGAAGCUCAAGGAACAGAAUAAAGUGAAAAUAGAGAAGAUAAAGCUGUUGACACAAGAAGAAGAGAAGAGGAUGCGAGAAACUAUCCAAGAGAAAUUAGAAACAGCUGAGCAAAAUCGGCUGAAAGAGCUGGAAAGGAAAAUAGAAAUCGCUAGGAUGAAUGAGCGGCGAGCUGAAGUCGUACGUCAGAAGAAGUUGAACGCCAACCAGGAGGAGCAGAACACUGCAUCCUCAGGCUAGACGUCUCCACACUUUGCCGCUUCAUCGUAUUAGCCAGGGUUUUUAAAUAUUGUACAUUAUGUGAUUUACGUACACCUCGGAUCGUGCGAGACUUAUUUGAUAAUGUAAAUUAGUUGUGAGAAAUGUGGCUUUUUGUGACUAGGCUUGAGCUGACGUUCGCACACACACACUGCCUUUUUGUCGGAGUUAUAUUUUCAGGGGUUGAGCUUUUUUAGUAGUUUUAUAUCCGAGGGCGAGAAUGAGCGUUCGCCUUGUGAUAACGAUGUAAUUCCCCUUUUAUACGCUACAAUCCAGUUUUUACUCUGCGUUUCUUUUCUAUCCGACAAUCGGUUUUUAUAUUCCUAAAUCUUUUGUUUACUUUAUUUUAUAGUUAUUAGAAUUUUAGUCCCGGUUAACUUACCCGUUGAGCUAAUUUGUUUAUAUUCUUACUAUUUGUAUACUUGUUUUGAAUUUUUGCUAUUAAAACCUUGUGAUUUGUGAACUUUAUUUUAUUAGUUUAGGGUUUUACUGAAAGGUCUGUAAGAAUUAUUAUGAUGUAUAAUGUGCAGAGGCUUUCGUUGGUGCUAUAUGUCAGAAGAACCAGUUCCUUGAACAUUUUUGUAACUCAUAAAAAUGUGUUAGCUUCAAUUGCCUUAAACUGCCUUUGUUGCUAUGUCGUUUUCAAGCUUUCAGUGACCUUUAUUAUGCCUUAAAUAUUUUUAUUGUUGUACAAUAGACUGACACCUCUGCUAUUUUAAGCUGUUACUGAAGUAACAUCAAAUUUGAUUUCCUGCCUUUUGUGCUUUUGGAAAAAGUUAAUUGUGAGUAGAUUUCAGUCGUAGAAAUUAAAUCAAAAUAAAAUUUAGUUCACAGUU